UACAGCUGCUCGGGCCAUAAACCGGCGAGACAGGGGGCACGUAGCCAGUUUUGCUACAACGCGCUUGUGCAAAAUGAAACACUCUCUCUUUCUUCGUUAGCUGUGGGAUGCUGCUGGCGUAAUUUGUUGAGGACGCACUUUUCACGGCCAUUCAACAGCGUUUGAAGACGCACUGUUUUGUGAUACCUAAAUCAAUAGGAAUCAUGACUUUAUUUUUCGUACAGAUUUUCUGAAAAGUCAAAAAGUCAAACAGUAACAUACAUACUUUGAAAUUUUGCAAAAUCCUGUAUGUUAUAAUUUGUGACUGAUGGUUCAAAAUGGGGCCACAUCAUUGUAUUUUGUCCUCUUCGGAUCAGACAUGUGUGUUCGCUACUUCAUUAAACAGCUAAGUUGAAGCUUCCUGGUGAAAGCCGCAUUUUCCAAGGGAAUUUGCCAGGAAUAUAGAAACAUAUCGGAACGAAAAGGAAAAGUGGCGAGACGGACUACAUCAGAACACUCUCCAAUUGCUCGUAUUUAUUAUUAACUGUUGCUGUGUUAGCCCGUGUUUUUCACAAACAUCAGUAGUGUAAGGAAGUGAAAAUAUGUAUGUAGAUGUUUCUAAUGAUAAAAUGUUGUGAGUUAAUGAUCAUAAGUGUAAAUUUCAGUUCACAAAGUUAAAAAAAGACAAAUAUGGAUCUGCCUCCUCCUAGCGUAAUGAUACAGCAAACUCUGAUCUUUCUGUGUUGUGACACUUAAGAAACAGUAUUUUUCCCUUUCACAUAACCUUAACUACAGCAACAAUAAAUACAACAAACAGCAAUACUUACAGCAUGAGCAAAUUAACACAAACGCACCCACAAAAAAGCAACAAAAUUUCAGAAGUCGCGGUUGAGAGUCACCUAUGAAAUAGCCGUUACGAAAUCAUAAACAGUGAUGAACCAAUGAACACACAUGGACAGGAAGAGUGAAAUGAAGCAACAGUUUUGGAGCCAGUGACAAGACUCUUCUUUAGUCGUCUACGUUCCUCAGAAGGGAUACAUUCACACGUCUUGCCCAAAAAUAUCACCGAUUGUCGAGGAGAAAAGUGGUUAUCUUGAAACAGUUUCCCUAGAAUAUAUUUUUUAAAAACAAGGUGUAAAUUGAAAGUUGCUGUUUGUAACAGGUGAUUGUUUUGGACAGGUGGACAUUGGAACAUGUUAGAUUGUGUAUGGAUGCGUAUUUCAAGGGUUGGGUAAGAUAUCUGAUCUUCAGUAAAGACGAAAGGUUUCAGGAAAUUAGAAAAAAGAAAACGGAAAUUCUCACGAUGUUGCGUCGAUGGUGGGUCGUUGUUUUCUUUCUGUUGGCUUUUCUGUUGGUGACAUCAAAACUGUUCUUCAAGGCUUCCGUCUCUGAACCUCGUUUGAGACAAUCCAGAGACACCCAAAGUGUAGACACAGGACUGGAAACCUUGCUCUUACACGAGCUAAACAGGACAGGCGCCAGUCCCAACUGGGUCAUCUAUGACGGUAGUAACCACACGGGAGACUUGCACUUCCUCACCACCACCGACUGGACAGUGGUCAUUCUGGGUGCUGGAGAACACGUGGACCGACACAGGUGAGUCAGCUGACCAUAACUAGAUCCAUAAAUGUGCACCUUUGUGGGUAAAAAAAAAACAGAAUCCUUCAUAUUAUUAUAUACGAUCAUUUUUAUUUUGAUAUCCUACAAUCUAUGUUUCAUUUUGUAAUUGUUGCUUGUUUUCAGUUUGUCUGUUUGCCUUUAAUUUAAUCUGUCCUUUUUUAAUGUAACUGUUGUAGCCAUCUUUUUUCUUUAUCUCAGAUGUUCUUUUUUCUUCCUUGUUUAUAUUUGUUUUUAUUUAGAAAAAAAAUAAUAGAUGUUUGUCCCCUCCCUUGCCCUCGCCAGGCAAGUGAAUAAGUAAAUAACAAAAAUUAUAAAUUUAAAAAAAUGGAGAAAAAAAAUAGAAAGAAAAGUAGAAAGG
Messenger RNA from Aplysia californica (California sea hare), 1957 nucleotides. RefSeq lists its product as uncharacterized. The coding region runs from base 1187 to 1579 and encodes 130 amino acids. The transcript has 2 exons. NCBI's taxonomy places the organism in Eukaryota, Metazoa, Mollusca, Gastropoda, Aplysiida, Aplysiidae. The record is from RefSeq and is a predicted model, not a curated record.